AGAUAUACCACCUUCGUCCCAAAAUAAGUUUAUCUUUUACGCAACCCAUGUAUACCAAUACGAACUCCCAAAGAAUAGAAUACCACUUUAUCCAAUUCCAAUACAACCAUUCCUCACUUUAUCUACUUCAAUCCAAUUUUUUUCUUCUUUCACAAAUUCUGAUGAAAUCAAUACUAAAAAUGAACUUAUUUUUACACAAAUUAAUGAGAUGAGCUAAUUAAAAAUGAACUUAAUAUGGGACGGAGGGAAUAAUUGCUAACCUACUUUUGUUCUUCUCUGUGUUUCUUCUUUUUGUUCUUCAUGUUUCCUACAUUAUGCAAUGUAGUCCACGUUAGGUAGAGGAAAAAUUAACAACGCCGAUGCCCGGACACUAGCUUUCUUCUUUGUGUAUCUCCUACAUGGGAAAAUUAGAGGAUAGUGCUACGAAACCCUUUCAGCGGGAUAGAUCGAUCGGGCUCUAUUACAGUUUUGGGGUUAUGAAUAGGAAUUAGUCGUCACAUCCAUCUACCGCCUUCUCUCCCUUUUAUUUGCACAGGUGGGGCUUAGAAGCUUAUCUCGAUUAGAAUCUAGUUAUUACCACCGAUCUGUUGGAAUUAAUGGGCUAGGCCCAAUUUAUUCACAAUUAAUUCCACUGGCCACAAUUAAUGCUACGGGGAUUAAUACCACCUUAGAAAUUUAAGUGGGGAGAUCUCAAUUUAAAUAGAAAGCUAUUAUAGAACCCCUCUUGACUGGUUGAGGUGGUAGUGGGACAGCCACACACGUGCGAGCUGGGCUGGGCCGGGCCGUGGGCGAGGCAGGCGGCUACUCUCUCCCUUUCUCAUUAUUUUGUAAUGGACGGGAAUUGAAUCAACGUAACUCAGCCGAUCAAUUCCGUAUUAGCCUGGUGCGCUCUCUCUCUCACACACACACACAUUAUUUUGUAACGGACGGUAAUCGAAUCAAUGCUAAUUCCACUGAUCAAUUCUAUAUUAACGAGUGAACGAAUUCUAACGGAUUGAUUUCACCAUUAACUACAGAAUUUAAUCAGAUUGAUUAUGAUUUGGUUACUCCAGAACGUUACUCCCUCACGCACUAUAAAUCCCACCUACGGGACAGGCAGAAGAACGCAUCUCAAGCUCUGCUCUAUUCUUCCUCGUUGGUUCCUCUCCGUUCUAUUCCUGUACUAGCCACUGCCUUCCCCUGUCCUGUUCUCCUACACGCACGGGUAAACGGGAUGAGCAUUCCCCUGUCCUGUUCUCCUACACGCACGGGUAAACGGGAUGAGGAGGUGCCUCCGAAACUCCGUUCGCUUGAGAACCUGCACAGGCUCUCCUUCCUCUUCAACGCCAUGUCUACCGUCAACACCGACUCGACCCCCCGCAUUGGUACUGGGGAAGGCGAGAACGGCAAUAUCAAUGGAGGCAACAACUCCAACAAUGCCUCAACUAGUUCUGAACCGUUCUCUGGAUGCCUACCAUGUACACACUGUACUGCUAUUGCCGUGGGUUCACCUGGAACUCAACUUAGCAUGUGCUAUGGCUUAUGCUUCAGUACGCCCGAUUCACCUAUCCACCUGAGUAUCAUAUCCUCAAGAAACCUAUUGGAACAUCCCAAACCGCAGUCAUGGUUCGUGUAAGCAUUCGGGGUAGAACUCCACUAGAGAAAGACCUUCAAUAUACUGGUUAUGGGUGGGAUAUUAAGUCCGCUUUGCAAAACUGUGCUUAUGUUGCUAUCAUCCGCCUUCGCUAUGAGCUACCUGAGAUAGAAGAAUUUUACUGCUACGUUCCAUCCUUAACUGAGGGAGCUCAACACACUACCUACCCAGGGUUAGCUGAAAUAGGUGUAGGACUACAUACCCCAUACCUCCAACUUGCAAACUUUGUGCGCUCACUAGAUAUGCUUUAUCGCUCAACCUUUGCUGAGCUGCAACGCGUCCGCACCAGGGUAGCCACUUUAGAAAGAAGCAUUAUGCCAAGGUAUCGCCAGGGACAUUAUACAUCGGAGUUCAUGUUUGGUGAGGAUGCCAUGCUUGCACCAGCAGAAGAUAUACCACCACCUGUUGGAAUGUAUUUUGAAAGAAGCCCACCUUCGCGCGUCGAUGUCAGGACUGCUUAUCCUCCACUUGGAACCACUGGACCGUAUGGACCGCCAGAGUAUGUUCAAUGGUAUGGUCGAGUCUUCAAGCUGAGGAUGAGAGACUAAGCAAUAGUCCUAUCUAACCUCUACUGCCACGGUAGUAUGACUUAAGGACAAGCUUAAGGAAUACGCUAGGUAUAUGGUGGCCCAUUUUGGAAGAAAAUCAUGGUAUGUAAUAUAUGUAAUAUGGCUGCCAUGUACUCCAUUUAUGUAAGAACUUGUUGGAUGGAUGUAAUAGUAACUAAGAACUCGUUUGUCCUUAAUUUA
This is a messenger RNA of Oryza sativa Japonica Group (Japanese rice), 2382 nucleotides long. Lineage: Eukaryota; Viridiplantae; Streptophyta; Magnoliopsida; Poales; Poaceae. The record is from RefSeq and is a predicted model, not a curated record.